AUACUUUCCUCAGUAGUUAGGCUGGGUUGAAUUCCUUGGGGUUGUUUGGAUACCUUGUUAUUAUGAGCAAAAUUCCCAGAAAAGUCGUCGCCCUACAGAGCAAGAAGAAAAACAAACAAAUUAAGAAAAAUGCCCCGAAAGACAAAUCUAUUGGAAACAAAUGUAACGGUGCCGUAGAAGACCGACUUCAACCACAGGACGACUCCACGCCAAAAAAUGAACAGGAGCCAACAUAUUGUGAGUACUCACGAGAUGAGGAAGUUUUAGAGGAGGAAGAAAUUCUCGGCAGUGAUGAUGAUGAGCAAGAAGACCCUCGGGAUUACUGUAUAGGUGGAUAUCACCCAGUUAAGAUCGGGCAGGUAUACAAUUCUCGUUACCACGUCGUCCGUAAGCUUGGUUGGGGUCACUUUUCCACUGUGUGGUUAUGCUGGGAUUUAUGUUCAAAGCGUUUCGUUGCAAUGAAAGUAGUCAAGAGUGCUCCGCACUACACAGAAACAGCUCUUGAUGAAAUAAAGCUGCUAUCAUGCGUCCGCGAAUCUGCCCCAGAUGACCCGUUCCGGAAAAAAACAGUUCAGUUGCUAGAUGAUUUCAGAGUGUCUGGUGUAAAUGGGAACCAUGUUUGUAUGAUCUUUGAGGUUCUUGGCCAUAAUUUGUUGAAGCUAAUAAUCAGGUCUCAGUACCGAGGCAUUCCACUCGAAAAUGUUCGUUCUAUUAUUAAACAAACCCUUCAAGGACUUCAUUACUUGCACACAAAGUGUCACAUUAUUCAUACAGAUAUCAAACCGGAAAACAUUUUAGUUUGUAUUUCUGAUUCUCAAAUCCGUAGAAUGGCAGCGGAGGCCCUCGAUGCUCAAAGACGAGGUGUACAGUUGUCAGGUUCCGCAGUGAGCACUGCACCCAAAGAAAAACAAGAUAACACGAAGAUGACAAAAAGUCGUAAGCGCCGUCUAAAAAAGCAACAACGAAAACAACAAGCACUUUUAGAACAGGAACUUGAUGAAUUAGAGGAAUUGGAAUCACAGGAGCAUGAACGUCGUUUGUUGGAUAUGGGACUGAUUCCUGCUGUCAAUGAACAGAACCAUGAAAAGCCAGAACAAGUAGAUGAAAAGCCUAAAAGGGACUCAGAAGUAUCCCCAGAACAGUCAUACUCGAAUGAGGCUAAUACUACUCCCCCAACAGCAGACUCAUACAAUGCCAGUCCAAGCAAAGAUUGUCAUCCUACUACAAAUAACACUGUUGGUGCAGUGUUUAUGGAUACUGCGCGUGCUGUUGUCUCGGUGUUAGGCUACGCAACCUCCAUCCCAUUCAAGGCUUGCAGCAGUAUUUUGGAGGACAAGACAGCUCCCAUUAAUAACCCUCCUAAGAUAUCGUCUACUCAAAACGACGAGGAAAAUCUUUCAUGGUUAGGCAAUCAGAAUGAUGUCCCAGGUUUCAUCAGUUAUGGAGACCCCAAAAUUAAGAUUCCUAGCCCACUUCAACCUGGACAAAAGCGUACAGCUUCCAUUUCUGUCGACUUCACUCCAUCUGAGUCUUCAACUGUCUCCCAUGCAGAUGUUUGCAGUUCUCCGCCAUAUCGCUCAUUUGUCCACCUUGCUUUCUCUCCUCUGGCUGAUCGACUAGUCCGGAAGUUAUCCUGGCCAUUUAUCUUCAGGUCACCCGACGUCUCUACAAAGCCACCGUGUAAAAAUGACACAGAAGAGUCAAAAGAUCAUACUAAGCAUAAACAGAAUAAGGGUCCAACUGACUUAUCGGAAGAAAGUGAUCAAUUUAUACAAGAAGACAACGAAAGUGGAGUGGCUGUUCGUCGUCGAGUUAAAAAGCUUCCAGAUCAUUCUGGUGCUGCCGAUGAUAAGGCUGAUAUUCCACUGGCUCCUGUGACUGAACCACAGAAAACGUCAACUACUGGUGAUCGUAGGUCCGUAAUCAUUCAACCAGAUGGGCUUUUGGCAGCAGCUGCAGCAUCAGUGAUGUCUAGUACUUCUCAUUCUCCUCCGGAGUCCUCAGCAAAAGAUGAUCAAGGUCAGGUCAAAUCGAAUUUCACGAACCCGAGGUCAAACGGAACUGAAGGAAAUGAAAGGAAACUUAAUUCGGAGUCCAAAUCAAGUCUGACAGUAAACAGUACUGGUGAAGGUAGUUCCAAACGGUUAAGUUUGGUUACACCAUCUAAUAACAAUGCGGUUUCUGGUCAAAGUGCUUCAAACAAACGUCGAUCACUGCUUUUCGAAACUGUGAUACAUGAACCUGAUGCCAGUAAAGAGCCGUGUGAUAUUGAAGUGAAAAUCGCCGAUUUGGGUAAUGCAUGCUGGACUUACCGUCAUUUUACUGAGGAUAUUCAAACUAGACAGUAUCGAGCCUUGGAGGUUCUUAUUGGCUCCGAAUAUGGACCACCCGCUGAUAUUUGGAGUACGGCUUGUAUGGCUUUUGAAUUGGCUACCGGUGAUUAUCUUUUCGAACCUCAUUCUGGCGAAGAUUAUACACGAGAUGAGGACCAUCUAGCACAUAUCAUUGAAUUAUUAGGCCCCAUACCUAGAAAUAUUGCUCUUUCAGGAAAAUACUCCCGUGAGUAUUUCGAUAAACGAGCUUGUUUACGUCAUAUACAUCGCUUGAAACCUUGGAAUUUAUUUAAUGUCCUCACUGAGAAAUAUGAUUGGCCACCAAGCGAAGCGGCUCUUUUCACCAGUUUUCUGGAACCAAUGCUCGCGUAUGAUCCUAAUAAAAGAGCGUCCGCGUGGGAUUGUUUACAACAUUCCUGGAUAACUGGUCAACCGUAUUCUUCAUCAGUUGAGGAAGGCCUACCAAAUCAUAUCCCGUUUGGAGUGAAUAUACCAGAUCCAUUGAUGGGUGACGUUUUAUCUAAUCCUAGUACAUAUUACCAUCCACAUGUCAAUCAACCAAAUAUUGUAGAUCCCGCAAACACCGCUGGCUUGUGUUACAGUCAACACCCACACUUAAAAAAGCAAUACCCGACAGUUCAUUGCGUUGCUCCACAAUCUAGAAACAGUCGUUCUGUCAACUACAUACCACCUGAACUAUCUUUCAGUGGAAAUGUCAACCCAUCUGAAUAUCACUUAUCUUAUGGUUCCGAAAUGGUUGUGGGUGGGGAAAGUGUGCCGAAUCGUAGUAUGUGUGUACCAGAUUCUCACUUUCAACCGUGGUCCUCAAAACUCAUGGGCUCAAAACGACUAGAUGUUGUCAACAAUGUGGACGGCACAAUAAAUUUAGAUCCUAUUCAUGUUGGAAAUUUCAUACACAGUCUACCAGAUCUCAGUCCUGCUCCUAGCGAUGACGAUUAUGACGAAGAAGAUGACGAUGACGACGACGAGGAUGAUGAUGAGACCAAAGAAGGUGAAGAUGAGGAUGAAAGCGGAGAUGAUGAGGAUCCUCGGAUGCAUUCGUUACACCAUCAUCAUCGUCAGCACCAUCAUCAUUCGCACUAUUAUGGACAUCCAUCUAAUACAUCAUCUGUUUAUCAAUUUUUGGAUCCCCCUCAUAUAAUGCCAGUAGAAUCUUCUGAUCAUUCUCAUUAUGCUGACCCUUUAGCUAUGGCAGUAGCUGCUGGACUACCACCUAGUAAAGCUGCUAUACUAGCUUAUGCAGCACAAGCUCUUGGACCAGAUACUGUUUGGGCUGGUUUAGCUGCAGCAAAAAAACGUCAACAACAACAGCAAGCGCAACCAAUGAAUAAUACAGACGAGACAACUUCCGAUUCACUUACUAAUAAUGAUCAUGUAAUAUUAACUACCUCAACUAUAAAAACUGAUGAUGAUGGUACACCAUGUAACACUGAUUCGUUACAAGAACAAAAGAAAGAAAUAGAUAAUGAAUUACAUAACAGUGAACUUGAUGUAGAAGAUGUAUCUAAUUAUUUCUCAACUUCACUUGAAGUACGUUCUGCUACAAGUUCUACAACCGAAGAUAUAUCUAAUACCCCCGACUAUGUGAAUAAUAUAUCAGAUAUAAGGAAUUUUGAUUCUGAAUUACAACGUACAGUGAGUGAAAAUAUCACUCAUCAAUAUACUGAACCGACAGAAACACUUACAGAAGCUUAGUUUUCAAAUUCCAAUUUAUCUGAUCUCUAUCUCCUGUUUUGUGAGAACCACCUAUAGGCUUUCAUUUUAUUACUCUUAUCUUAAAGCAUAUUCACUACUAUCUCAUAAAACAAAACAAUGACGUUUGUAAUUUGGAUGUUCUUGUUAGAAAAAGAUUUUCAUCUUAUUUAAUGAUGUCUAUUAUUAUUAUUAUCAUCAUCAUAUUGAUAUCAAUAAAUUGAAAGCUUGAACGCAUUC
Molecule: messenger RNA, 4286 nt
Organism: Schistosoma intercalatum
Lineage: Eukaryota; Metazoa; Platyhelminthes; Trematoda; Strigeidida; Schistosomatidae
Source: the annotation of a GenBank genome assembly